AUGAAAGUUCAAUGUCCAUCAGGAGAAGAAAUUGAAAUCAUAGUUAGUCAAGAUGAUAGAAUUUUCGAUAUAAAAGAGAAGAUCCACAAUGAAACUGGUACACCUUCGGAACAUCAAUUGAUUAAAAUUGAAGGAAAAAAGACUUUAUCAAAAAGAAAAGAUAAAAAGAAAAUAUCAUAUUUUGAUUUAGAUAAUAAUUCAAGUUUAAUAGUAUCAAUGUGUAUAAGUCAUUGA
Messenger RNA from Heterostelium album PN500, 234 nucleotides. RefSeq names its product ubiquitin-like domain-containing protein. The record is from RefSeq and is a predicted model, not a curated record. Gene Ontology annotation, molecular function: protein binding. The transcript has 3 exons. Bases 1 to 234 code for a protein of 77 amino acids. Lineage: Eukaryota; Evosea; Eumycetozoa; Acytosteliales; Acytosteliaceae.